This is a messenger RNA of Paramecium tetraurelia, 1611 nucleotides long. RefSeq lists its product as uncharacterized. The record is from RefSeq and is a predicted model, not a curated record. The transcript is spliced from 4 exons. NCBI's taxonomy places the organism in Eukaryota, Ciliophora, Oligohymenophorea, Peniculida, Parameciidae.
AUGGGCUAUUCAUAGAUAAUUUUAACAUCACCUUUACAUUAAACCUUAAGCAAUUCAACUAUUACUUUGGAUUAAGUAUUACCUGCAAGAUUAGAGAACUACAUGAUGGUUGCCAUUGAAUAAGAGUAAAAUCUCCCAAAAUACAUUUCAAAUUUGUCACUCACUGAAAUUUUCAAUCAAAUUCAGUAUGAUCAAAUACUUCAAUAUGCAAAGCCUCUGGUGAUCGAGCAGAAUGAUCAAAAAUAAUAUCAAAUUAUAAACUUACAAUCUAAUAGACAAAUAGGAUUCCAAUAGAAAAAAACAGAUGGAUUGCUAUCCAACUAGAUUUUCAAUAGUAAGAUCAACAAUACUAGAUCAAUCAGUCCAUAACCUAUUAGUGCAAUAUUCAAUAAGACCUAAACCGACACAUAAUCUUAAAUUCCUGUCGUGUAAGCAGAAUCUUAAUUUAAAAAUGAUUAAUUUAUGAACUUUAACCCAAAUUAAUCUUAUCUUAGUAGCAAUAGUAUAUUGAAUGAUACACCUUUAUAGUAUGAGUUCAAUAAAUGGAGUGACAAAUCCAAAGAAAAAAUAUUGUUUCAGGACCAUUUUAAUGUAGUGGAAGAUGCUACAAAGUAGGCGAAAUCAAAUAAAAUAAUAAUUAACAAAAGCGAAGAUCCUUAAUUUUUUUAAUAAUUGAAAAAUGCUAGAGUUGCAUCUCCGAAAUUGAGAUAAAUUAAGGGAUCAGGCUUAUCACCAGAAACAUAUCAUAAAAAUAAAUCUAAAUCUCCUGAGGUUCUAUAAGUAAAUUUGGCACAUUAUUGUAAAAAAUGGGAAAUCACUUAGAAUACUAAAUAAUAAUAAUAUUAAGUUCAAAAGAAACUACCUGAAUAAUUUAAACAAUUAUUAACUGACAGUACUAAAAGAUAAAAUAUUAGUAAACCUUUUGAUUAAAAUAAUACUAAAUUUGCUCUUAUUUAAUGUAAAUCAACUGCUCAAAUGAAAAAUACUAAACUACCCAAAUUACUAGAAUAUUUAGAUUCUACGACUGAAAAUCAAAUGAAUGCUAUUAAAAGUGAAAAAACACUUACUCCUAGAAUUGCUAACUAAUAAGAUUAUAUUAAUUAUAAUAUUUAGAUGAUGUUAAGUGAAUAACAAUCACUCCCAAAAAGUAGGAGCCAAAAUAGAAAAUAGGAUGAAAUAUUGAAUGAGAAUAUUCAACAUCAGAAUUUCAAUUUUAGAGAUUAGUUUUCGUUUAAACCGUAAUUUGAAUAGAAAUAUCAGGAAUUCGAAGUUAAAUAGGAAAUACCUCAACAAAUUUAAGUUUAAUAAGUUGUCGAAUCAAAGUCAAUUAGAGCUAUUUCUCCUUCCAAUAGAUUAAUUCCACAGUAAUUUAAGCAAUAAUCGGCAAUCAUCCAAUAACCUCAAGUACCAUCUAAUCAACAGAAGGAACCCAUAUAGAUACAAUUAGAUAUCAAAUAGUUCAUGAAUACAAACAGACCGAAAGAUCAAUAGUAAUAUAUCAGUUCGAUAUGUAGUUAGAGAUAAUAAAUAGGUAAUUUAUAAAUUAAGGUAGGAAUGACUAAUGAGAAUGGUAAAUCUUAUUUUGUCAAUGUUAAUUUUAGAAACGAAUGA